CUGGCAGAUGUUUCCCGCGCGGCCGCGUCAUUCCUCUAGCGUAAACCUACGCGACGCGCAAAUAGUCCCGCGCGCCGUGGCGUCGUAGAUUUUCCGCGACCGGGCUAACCGUCGGUCACCUACGUUACGUGUGCGAAACUGUGGAUUUACGCGCGUCUAAACGAGCGAACCGAGACAGUACCGAACCAGCGUCCGGGGUAUAGCCGGAUUUUACGAGUCGGAUCGUGAGGAUGAGCUGACGGGGGAUUGGUCUGAAGCGAGUCGCCGCUCAGGGCAGAGCAAAGUGCGCGGUUUCCCCCUCGGUGUCGAGCGCGAACCGCCUCUCCGAUUGUGCGGCGAGCCGCGACUUUAGAGUGUGUCGUCUACCUCUCGAGGUGAGAUUCUCCGCGAACGUUUACCGCGCGCGCGCGCGCCGAUAUCCAUCGGCCGGUUGAUUACGUCGUAACGUACCCGACUUGUCGCGUGCGCGGACGAGAAUCAAUUCGCGCGCGAUGAUCCUACCGGCAUACGUGAAUUCCGAGUGAUUCGCGAAACGUCACUGCACAUCCUCGCGUCUUAAUCGGACCGGUAUCGAAAAUCCUCGUGCGGGGACACGACAAGUGGAACUAGUGGAAGGGACUGAAAUACACGGAACAUCGAUUGGGACGAAUGUCAACUCGACGCGAGUGCAACUUGACGUAAGUGCUCCCGGCUACGAGUCGUGUAAUAUUCGACGGAGAAAAAAAAAAAGAUACGUGCGAGUCAUCGACCAGUGGUGCGUUUCAGAAGCUUUUUUUAAGACCGUAACAUUCUAAUGUGCUGUACAUCAUCCGAAUGGACAGAUUGAAGCCGUCCGGCGAGAUACCGCAAGAGAAGAAAGUGCAUUUCGCGAGUGAAGGAAAAACGUGACGUGUGACGCCCUUCGGUGGGAGAAAGAAGUGGCCGCCGCCGCUGUCGUUCCAGCUCCAGCCGCAUAGCUACGCUCCUGACGCCGGGCGGCGGAGUGAUCCACGGGGCGCCGUGGGGGCCCUCAGCUGUUUCCCGCCAAAGAUCGCCAUUACAAACGCGUUCGGGCGUUGUGUGUGCGCGCCGCGCGGAGCGUGUGGCUGUCUCGUGGACGAAUCUUCCGUGCGUGUCGCCGGCGUCUGCUUGGAGGUGAAGGAAAACGAGGUCGUCGCGAGACACGGCGUGAGCCGGAAGUGGCGAAUAAUCGGCGUUAUAUACGUGGAUCGGUGCAUCCCGCGAGGCGUAGACGCGGCUUGUUAAAACGCGCGUUGUUUGUCCCCCUCCUCCGCCCCCGGAGAGGAGUGCGCGGUGUCGCGGGCGACGAGAGUGAAGGAGGCGAGCGAAUCGACAGCGGGGCGAGAAAGAAAGCGAGGAAAGAAGUGCGCGAGGAAAACCAAGUGUCGAGCGAUAACUAGAAGAUUCGUGGAGGAAAAAGCGAGCGAGAGCGAGAGAAAGAGAGAGAUCCGUUGUCUUUUCGCCAGCCGCGACGACGGCCGUCGGAAACGUGAAAUUCGCUCGGCGGGGACUCUCGGUGCCGCGGACUGACAAGAUAUGUCAGUGUUUGGUAGUGAAAUCGAUCGGAUUUUGCUCGAGGAAAUCGUCGAGUCGACUGAUCAGCCGGAAACUGACCUGUGCGGGAGCGUCGAGACGGUGGACGACGGCUCGGUGACCACGAGUGUGACGGUCGCCGAAGUCGCUGAUACUCAAGAACGGCAACCGCAGCAGCGGCAACAACCGCCGCAAUCAAAAGGUAACGUCGGGGUUGGUCGGCGGGUUGCUAGUCAGAACGUUGCGUUGAGCAACGGAAACGGUAUCAGCAACGUUGGCCGUGUUGCGUCGCGCAGCCACAUGGAGCAGGAGAAGCGAAUGCGGCGAGAAAUCGCCAACAGCAACGAGCGACGUCGUAUGCAGAGUAUCAACGCCGGAUUUCAAUCGCUGAGGACGUUGCUGCCGCAUCACGAGGGCGAAAAGCUGUCUAAGGCUGCGAUACUCCAACAGACUGCCGAAUACAUAUACCAAUUAGAGCAAGAGAAAACACAACUGCUGUCACAAAAUUGCCAACUAAAGCGAUUGGUAAAUCAACACGAAGGUGGCGAUGUACCUAUCAAGAAACGCAAACCCGAUACCCAAGGUGUUGUCGUUAGUCUACCAAUGCACGUUAGCGAGAGCGGUGACGAGGGUUUAGGUAGCAUGUCCCCCGAGCCGUUGUCAGUAAUCACAGUGACCACAGAGGGACAUUCCGUUGUGAACAGCGAUGUGGCGGAGCUUAAGCGACAGCUAGAUAGGGAGCGUCAGGCGAGACUGCAUUUAGAGAAACAAAUGAGAGCAAUUCAGAGCCAGGUGUAUCCAGAGAGAUUCCGAGACAAUCAGCUAAUCGCUUAUCAGCCCCACGAGGUGAUCGAGCACACAGACAACGUGAUGGCGCAGGAAACAGAAGAGGCGGUAGCCACGCUUCAGGUGGUAUCGGUCAUGUCUUUGCCGCCGGUAGGCUCCACUCAAACUGUAGAGACGUCCAGUCCGGAUCCAAGCUCGCCGCCCUUGUCGCCGCAGCCGGCUGAAAUGGUGCCGGAAGAAAUCAAAGAGGAAGAGUCACGCGCGAGUACCCCCAAGAUUGUCGCCUUUGCCCAGAAUCAGGUGUUCACGGCGAUGGAGGAGCCAACUACCGCGGAUUCGUUCUCGUCGUCGAGUCGCGUCACGUACGCUACUUCAUCCUCCGCAGAUUUCAAGACUGGCUCGCCUCAGUACAUCACCGCGAGUCCCAGCAGGCCCUUCUCACCGGUUACUGAACCACGGCUACCCAGCGUUUUAGAGGCCGCGAUGAAGGCUGAACCUAAAGUCGAGGUGGAGAGGUUGCCUUCGCCAUCAAGCUCCCUAGACGAUGGUACGUCGCAGGCAAGGUUAUACAUCGCGAACACGUCUCGACAGAAUCUGGAAACAAUCGUCGAGGCGAUACGUCAUCUGGAGGGUGACCAUUUAUUCAGCGAUGAACCCGCGCAGGAUGUGCCAUUGGCACUGACCAACAAGCAACAGCAGCAACAACAGCAACAGGCGACGGCGAACAACUCAACGUCAACGAAAUCUGCGACCACCACGUCCGCCUCUUCCCCUUCACCGUCGACGACGUCUGCCACGGCGGCAUCCGCGAAACAACGGAUACUGCACGCCGAUCGUUUUCUCCAAUUUCAUACGCAACAGCAGACCCAGCAGCGACCCGGCGUGAUCGUGGUGAAGCAUUCGUGAUCCAAUAACACCCCGCACUCCGUACACUGAACUACACAUUCAGAACGACGAUAUCCUCACCUCCACCGCGCGAAAUCAUCGUGGUUUAUCAUUCGAAAAUGAGGUAUCCCUUUCACCCGAUUCAAGAAAACGUUCGCAGAAACAGGAGAAGUGGUAGCGAUUAUUACGAUCAAGAAUCACGUGUACUCUUCGCGCUAAAGAACUGGGAGAUAUAUUGCGAGAUGUACGAAGAGAUGAAUUUUAUGUAUGUUCCUAUUAAGCGCUUCGUUCGUCUUCGCCUCGACAAGGCCGCUAAGAAGGAUUAAUAAUGCAUGCGAUUGAAAGAUUUUUAGAUAGAAAGGACAAAGUGAUUUGAAAUCGCGGAUAUAGUUUAUAGGUGAAGGUUCGAAUUAAAUUUGAAGCUUGACGAAAGGAUCCUCAUUGUCGAGUUGUCAAAACGAAACGACAUUAUCGCGCUUUAUCUCAUGUAAAUACUAACGAUUCCUCCUGAUCAUUUCCGACGAUCGCCACGAGAUAGCUUUGAAUCUCGAUGAGUCCUUCUCCCCUCUCCCCCCCUCCCCCCCUC
Molecule: messenger RNA, 3790 nt
Organism: Trachymyrmex septentrionalis
Lineage: Eukaryota; Metazoa; Arthropoda; Insecta; Hymenoptera; Formicidae
Gene: crp
Product: helix-loop-helix protein 11
Exons: 6
Coding region: 1537-3225 (562 amino acids)
Biological process (GO): regulation of transcription by RNA polymerase II
Cellular component (GO): nucleus
Molecular function (GO): protein dimerization activity; RNA polymerase II cis-regulatory region sequence-specific DNA binding; DNA-binding transcription factor activity, RNA polymerase II-specific
Source: RefSeq, a predicted model, not a curated record